AUGGAUCCCCUCUUUCUGUCCCCCGCCCUGCCAUCAACCUUGAUCCACUACAUAAUCCACCACUGCACCUACCCAACAACCCUCCUCAUCUGCAGCGAUCGUGCCGAGUUCCUUUCCGCUCUCACACAGGAGUUACAAACCCAACAACACCAUCAGCGGCAGUCGGAAGCCACAGCAGAUCCUGACACAGACGUCGGCCCAGACCAUCUCGGUCAAGCUCCCCACCAACCAUCAUCCCCCCCAAACCACACAGCAUCAGCGCCUAGUCUCUUAACUCCGCCCCCGUUGUACCAGCUGGCAGUCACACGGCACAUACGGACAGUAUUCAUACCAACCGUGUCACACCUCCGCGCUUUUCUCUCCGUUUUCACCCUUCAGGACACGGCAGCUGUUUCGGCACCUCCCACAAGCACGGCCGCGCCUAGGUCGUCAUCAUCCGGAGCAAACCACACAACUCCUUUGCUCCUGGUGUACGGAUUCCUGGGGUCACAUCGGCAUACGAGCGAGUGGAGUGUUCAGGGCGUCAAUGGUACGGCCGCUGUGCUGGUCGUAGCUGCGAAGCAGGCGGGGUUAAAGGCCGUGAUCGUGGAGGCUCCUCCUCUCUCUACUUCCUCUCCUGACGAGGCUGGUGGGGAUACUCAACACGCAGAGGAUAUUCUGUCAGAGAAGAUGCCCGUGUUGAGCGGCAGCUCAAAAAGAACAGGACUCAAUCUCGAAGGAACCGGCUGGUCAGGCAAAACCAUUGAAGUCAGCAAGGUUCUUGGAAGAUGGUUCCGCUUUCAAGAGGGAAAUUGGGAGGCCUGA
Podospora anserina S mat+ is the source of this 804-nucleotide messenger RNA. RefSeq lists its product as uncharacterized. Lineage: Eukaryota; Fungi; Ascomycota; Sordariomycetes; Sordariales; Podosporaceae. The record is from RefSeq and is a predicted model, not a curated record. The transcript has a single exon. The coding region runs from base 1 to 804 and encodes 267 amino acids.